Molecule: messenger RNA, 7831 nt
Organism: Brassica rapa (field mustard)
Lineage: Eukaryota; Viridiplantae; Streptophyta; Magnoliopsida; Brassicales; Brassicaceae
Source: RefSeq, a predicted model, not a curated record
CUCUUUUCUCUCUCUCUCAAUAUGAAACUUGUAACAAAAACUAGGUCUUAAAAGCUCUCCUGCCGUCAAAACACUUAGGCAGUAUAUAAUCUACUAGGUUAAAAACUCGUCAGGGCAUUUUGGUAAUUUGGCUUGGCCUUGGGUUUUAAGUCUGCUGAAUCCAAAUGUCGCGUGUCUGAUGUCUCGACAUCGAUCGAUGGUACUUGUGUACAUCGACCGAUAUUAAUCUUCAUCUAUCGAGGCAUCUCUUGGUAUUGACCGACAGCACUGAUGCGCAUCGAUCGAUUGUUCAUCCUCUCGUCGACCUCUACGUGGUCAGCUCGGCUGAAAUGUCCUUUAAGCUCCAAAAUGCUCCAAAGUCAUAGCUUUACUCCGAAAUGCACCUGAACCUGAAAACAUACCUAGAAGAGUAGAAAACAUAGAUAUAUAUAUAUAGUAAAAUACCUAUAUACCAUGGAUGAAAAUGGGUCAAAUCCAAGGUAUAUCCGUGGGAGUGGUUUUCGUAUGAUCCAUUAGUUCAAUCUGGCACUAUUGGCAAAACAAUUAUGGAGGCUAGUUCAAUUUCCUGACUCUUUGGUUGCCCGGGUCUUGAGGGGAAGAUACUAUAGAUUGAGUUCACCACUCAGAGUAAACUCAGCUAGAAGCCCAUCGUAUGUGUGGACUAGCAUUUUUGCUGCAAGGAAGUUAUUAUUGGGAAUCAGACAUAAGAUACAUUCAGGUUAUGAAGUCAAGGUGUGGGGGGAUCCGUGAAUUCCAACGACUCAUGCGAGAUUAGCUAUCCAUGUAGCGCCAGUUAUGCAUCAUAAUCUGAGAGUUAGCGACCUCAUUAAUAUGGUAUUGAAGGAUUUGGAUGUUGGUCUAUUGGAGAACUAUGUCAAUAUUGAUAAUCUGGUAUAUUUGGAAGACUAGGAAUGACAAACUUUUCAGGGGGAUACACAGAGAUCCUUUGGAGCUAGUUCGACAUGCAGAAAGUGAAUGUCAAACCUGGUUUGAUGCGAACGAAGUGGUACAACCUGUGGUACAAGAUAACAAUAUUGAGGAACCCCAAGUCAUAAGCUUGGGUACUAUUUUGCUUGUUAGAUGGAUCUUGGACAUCCUCUGCUCACUUUAGUGGAUGUGGAUGGUCUGGAUGGAUAGUGGUGGGAACAUUCAACUUAUAGGGACAAGAAAUUUCACUCGACGCGAAUCAGCCUUGCAUUAAGAAGUAAAAGCACUGCAAUGGGCAAUGGAGAGCAUGCUUAAACAUUCAACAUGCCAGAGAUUUGGGACAGACUGUAAAGAGCUGAUUGCAAUGAUAAAGGAGCCUCAUGCCUGGCCAAGUUUUGCGACCGAAUUGGAAAGAAUAGAGACGCUACAGAUAUGGUUCCAAGAUUUCAACAUCAUUUAUGUUCCACGAGCACGCAAUCAGAUUUUAGAAUUUUUAGCUAAAACUACUAGAUCCUUCCAUAGAGAGUUACAUUUUAUUGAUUGUUCUAUUCUGGUGUAGUUACCUAGACCACCAAAAGUUUAAGUAAUAAAAUAGUCUUUUGACGUACAAUAAAAACAUACAUAAAUUAUAGGGAAUUUGCAUCCUAUAACCAUAAAAAAAACCCACUAUCUAACUAAAAACACUUUCUUUCUUCUUAUUUCUCUUCCUAUCUCUCUCUAACCUCUUACUAAAAAUCUAAUUAUUAUUAUUUUUUGGUUAUUUGGCAAAUAGACCCUAAAUUAUAUGCAUACCAAUUGCAAAUAUUUGGAGGAUAAAAUACUUAUUUUACCAAAGUUUGGAGGGUUUACAGAAUGCAAGGCAAGAAGAGCUGAGUAAGCCACCUGAUUAAACGAGGUACAAGGGAGAAAGAUAUGGAGGCAUCUCCCCGGUUGCCCCUAAACGUGACUUGCAAAAUCUCCUAUGGGCUCUAUCGCCCCUCAUUCAUUAAUGAGACGUGAAAUGUCGUAAUCAUCCUUCAGUGGGUGAAAUAAAAAAAAUAGAAAAAUCAAAAAUUGAGGGAAUCGGGUUGAGAGGGUUCUGGUCCGGGACAAAUUGGUUUGGGUUAUGGCGGGUUUAUAGAUUGGGCGGUUUGGUUAUAUGAUUCUGAUUCAAUGUCAAUUAAAAAGAUAAAAAUAAAAAUAAAACAAAAUAUAUGAAAUUAAAGCGAGAAAUAAAUUAUCCAUUCCCCCAUUCGUCGUCCUCCCCAAAAAGCUCGAUCGAUUCCAGCUCGUCCAAUUCAAUUCGCAGCUCCCGAGAAAUCUCGCAGCUCCCGAGAAAUCUCGCAGCUCCCCAGAAAGCUCGAUCGUUGGAUUCUCCGGCGAAUCCAGGUUAGUUGUUCUCCUCUCCAAGCUGCAUUGGAUAAAAAAUGUUUUUAGGGUGUGUAAUUGGAAAUGUGAAUUAAUUAAAGCAUAUGGUUGGUUGAUUGAUUUGAGUUGCCUCUAUGGAAUUGAGUUGAGUUGAGGUUCUUGAGCUUAUAGUACCUGAAACCUCAAUUUGAUAUGUAGUUGAAGCAUAACUUGGUAAAACUAGCAGAACUGAUAAUUGAAGUAUAAUACGUAUAACUGUAGAUAAUUAGAUAACACUAGUAUAACUGUCACUUGAAUUUGUUGUUUUUGCAGGAUACAAUGACGAAACACGUGAGCAUACAUUUCAAAUUCAAAGAUCGAGUCUAUAGUGUAACCAUGAAGACAACAGUGGAUGAUAUAACUUUGGCAAUGCUAGAAGAAAGGUUGUAUAAAAAGCUGUCGUUGAAUGAAAGGAAUGUAAAACUGGUGCUGAGGUGCAUGCCGAUGGUGGUUGGAUGUGAGGCAGAGCUAACUAUUUGUGAUGAUGAGGAUUUGUUUGUUUACCUAAUAACAAUUGAUAAAGACAACCGUAGAAGUCUUUUGUUAGUGGAGGAGACGAGUGUAUCGGAUCAGUUAGAGGUGGUGUCAAGAGUGUGCAAAAGUUCUGUUGGUAUGAAUUACCAAGCGUUGCAGGGAAAUGAUGAUGAAGUCGGACCUAAAGCCAUGAUUCUGUACGUAGAAAACGGGGAGGCAGAUCAACAGAAGAAGCAGAUAGAGGUAGAGAAUGAUGUCGAAAGAAGACAUGAUGAUUUUAUGGAUACAGACGCUGAGACAGAAACCGCAGCUGAGACGGAAACUGCAGCUGAGACAGAAACCGCAGCUGAGACGGAAACUGCAGCUGAGACGGAAACUGCAGCUGAGACUGAAACUGCAGCUGAGACAGAAACCGCUGCUGAGAAGGACACCACAGCUAAUAUGGAUGGCAGUGGUAAUAUGUAUGUUGAGAAGAUACCUUUAGUAAAAUGUAGUCAAGUUAUAGAGGAAUGGGGAGAUGCUAUGGGUCUGUACCUUCUGCAGGAAUUUCCAAACAAGAGAUCACUUCAAGAGGUGGUGGAUAGAGCUGCAUUUGGUUGCAGCUUCCGUUAUGUUAUUAAAAAAUCUGAUCGUAAACGGUUGGUGUUAAAAUGUUGUGAUGCAAACUGUAAAUGGGGAUUGCGAGCUGCGAGGAUUCGAGAGACGGAAAUUUUUUCUAUUAGGAGGUACUAGGGUGUGCAUACAUGCUCUCGGACUAAUCAAAGUAAUAGCUGCAACAGCAAUAGGAAAGGAUCUGAAAAAUUAGUUGCAACUUUUUUGAAUGAGGAGUAUCCUGGAAAACUAAUGACUCCUGUUCCGAGAGAUAUCAUAGACUUAAUUAAGUUAAGACUGGGUGUAUCGGUAUCUUACUCCACAGCCUUGAGAGGGAAAAAUCUAGCUAUGCGUGAGUUGCGUGGUAAUUCAGAAGACAGCUACAAGAUGUUGCCUAGCUACUUGUACAUGUUAGAGCAGGCUAAUUUUGGAACAACAACACAGUUGAAGUUGGAUGAAGCAGGUAAGUUCAAGUACAUUUUCCUAGCUUUAGGAGCUUGCAUUGAAGGGUUUAAGGCCAUGAGGAAAGUGAUUCUUGUGGAUGCUACAUUUUUGAAGAACGGAUAUGGUGGGGUACUAGUAUUUGCUAAAGCUCAAGAUCCUAAUCGUCACCAUUAUUCCCUCGCGUUUGCGGUACUUGACGGAGAGAAUAAUGCUAGUUGGACUUGGUUUUUCGAGAUGCUCAAAACUGUUAUACCGGACUCUUCUGAAAUAGUUUUUAUGAGCGAUAGAAAUCAGAGCCUCAUCACUGCUGUAGCUAAUGUGUAUCCACAAUCUCACUAUGGCCAUUGUAUAUGGCAUCUAGCUAAGAAUGUGAGAAACCAUGCUUGCAACACCAUCAAAGCCGUAGUGGCAUGUAGAUUUAUGGAGUUGGCUAGGUAUUACACAGUGCCUGAGUUCGAGGCUGCAUAUGCAUCUUUUAAGGUGAGAUAUCCUUCAGCCUGCAAGUAUUUGGAGGAGAACACUAACAGAGCAACAUGGGCUAGGGUCUACUUUCCAGGUUGUAGAUACAACUUGGACACUAGCAACAGUGUGGAGUCGAUGAAUAGCGCGUUUAGGGACGUAAGGAGGUAUGCCUUGAUACCAUUGUUGGAUACAAUCAUCAAAAAAAAUAUCUGACUGGUUUAAUGAACAUCGGAAGGACGCCGUGUCUGGAUCAAUUGAUACCAAACUGGUUCCUCUGGUUGAGAUCCAUUUGCACAACUUAUGGGCCAAAGCUGAGAAAACGCCAGUGCAUGAGCUGAAUAGUUAUGAUCUUGAGUACGAGGUUACCGACACUGACAAUGGGAAGGUUUAUUUGGUGAAUUUGAUAGCGAAGUCGUGUAGCUGCAAGGUAUUUGAUUAUGAAAAGUAUCAUUGUCUUCACGGACUUGCUGCUUACUUAUAUUUCCUUGAGGUUCCUGCUGCUAAUGGUCGUCGACGUGAGGUCAACAUAAAGUAUCAUCAGUUGUGCUCAAAGUAUUACUGUACAGAACUUUGGGCAAUGGCUUAUUACAGGACCAUUUUUUCUGUGCCGGACAAGUCUGAAUGGAUUGUACCAGAUCACAUCAAAGAGCUCCAGAUCAUACCUCCGAAAAAGCUGACAAGGAAGGGAAGGAAAAAGGUUAAUAGGAAUCCACCAGUUGGAGAACGGCGUAAAAGGACACAAAACGUAAGGCGAGCGAGGAUAAAUUUUGGUUUUAAUUGGUUUUUUUUUGGAAUGCGUUCUAAUCCUCCAAGUGAAACAAACUAAAUCUUGGAAUGUUGCUUUUGCUAUGUUGAUUUUGGUAUGUUGAACUUGGAAUGUUGUUGUUGUUAAUUUUAAUCGGGUUUGGACAACUACUGAGAACCUUGGUAUAACUAAGUAUAAUUUUUCCUGAAUAUACCCGAAUUUGGUCCUUUAUAUAUCCAAUAAAUGAUAUAAAUACUCCAUCUUCCCUCUCUCUCUUCUCUCACUUCUCUCUCUCGAGACUCUUCUACUUACUUUCUGAGGACAAAAUAUCGAAGAUGCAAGGAGAUGGUUCGGGUUCGUCAAGGAAAAGGGAAAAUUCUGCAAAAAAAUUGUGUUUAUGUCGCUUAUAUGCCGAAAUAAGACAAACUUGGACAAACAAGAACCCGGGGCGACGAUUUUAUGGCUGUCCGCGUUAUAAGGUAUCCCAGCUGAUGAUAGAAAUUGUGAUCCAAGAUUGAAAAAUAAAGAAAUUAUUUACAAUGGAAUUUUUGGCAGGAGAAAAAUGGAUGCAACUACUUCAAAUGGUUUGAUGUAGAGGAUGGUACAGAAUGGCAAAAAAAUGGCUUUGAUUGAAGCCCGGGAUGAGAUCCAAGAGAAGAGUAGGGUGAUCGAGCAGUUAAACCAAACCAUUGCAGAACUCACAAUUAAUUUGGAGAGGAUCCAACAAGAAGAGGAAAUUGUUAGAGACUUUCAAAAUCUCUAUGUUUAAUGGUGUGAGAAAGUUUUAUUCUAAGUUUACUUACUUAUGUUUCCCUGUAUUGGAACCUAUGUAUUUUCUAAGUCUGUGCACUGUCGAACUUAUGUUGCAACUAUGGAAAACUACGGAAAACUAGUAAAACAAGGUGUUACUAUGAUCGUAAAUAACAGAUAUUUACUUGACAUCAUCCCCUCUAAUCCAACACAAAUUUGUUAAUGCACAAACACAUUCACUUGACUACUCCCCUAAUUCAUCAACCGAAACUCCUCCUGAAAUUAUAUUAGUAAAAUUAACUAAACUAAUUCAUCGUCAUCACAUUUUCUAUUAUGCAUUGUAUAGUCUUUCCAAGUUAAUUUUCUUAAUAAGAACAGCUUACAAAGGACUAUUCUACAAUUCUCGUGCUUUCGAAAAUAUUCUUCCACUUAUCAAUUAAACUUGCAUGAUAAUGAGGGAAAAUAACAAGUAAAACCUUCUUCACAAAUUUAAAUUAUACGUAAAACUAAAAAAUGUUGAAAUCACAAAAAAAAUUUAUAUAUAAAAUAGGCUUUGUUUCUCUCCAGAGUGUCCACCUCAGCUGCCAGCUAGAAAAUUCGAGCAAGGAGACGGCGCCACGUGUCCAGGUAAGUGAUGUUUUGCGUUUCAUUAACUCUUGGCGUGAUGGGCUUCGAUCUGAUUAAUAACUUCACUAUUGAUGGGCUUUGCUACAUUACUUAAAACUGAUUGAAAUAGUUUGUUAGGCCUAACAUAAUUGGAUCUUUGGGCUUUGUCUGUAGGUUAACACGGUAGUCGUCUUCUUCUCCAAAAAUGUCGACGAGGAACGAAGGGCAGAGCCGCCGCAGUCACAUAUGCAGUUCAGGCUACGGCCAAGGAAGAUUCGUAUAUUACUAUGAACCCCGGUCAAGUUCAGUUGGAUGGCAUUGUAUUUGUCUGUUGGAUUUGAUUUCUUAAACUCUUGAUUGAAUUUUUGAACCGUUAUGGAAGUUUUAUGGAAGACGGUUGGAUUCUUGCAUCCGCAUUGACGAUCACAUUAACACCAAAUUCCCACUACUCACACGAUCUAUCAUUCAAUGAAUCCCCUCAUUGAAUCCUUCGCUUGAAUCCUCCACUAUAAAUUUGUUAGUUUCCUAUCCAAUCUCUCAUCACUUCAUUCUUUCUCAAUCACUUUCUUUCUUACUUUUCCAGUGACUGUGAUAGUAACCUCUGCGCUAUUACUUGCCGAUUGGAGGCCGAUCGUUUUAGCUCCACCAGCGAAGUGCGUCUCCUCAGAUUCUAGGAGGUUCUUCCUCUCUUUUUGAUCAUCUCUCUACAAGCUAUAUGAUUGUCCAUUGUAGUCAGUUUCUUUGAACUUUGAUCUUCAAUUGUGAUAUGACUUGAGCUUUCUGAACGAUCUUUGUGGAUUCCUAUUGUAAUUUUGAUCUCAGCUUAAUUCUGAGAAGAGCCCAUUUCAACGGACAUAUGCUGCUCAGUUAGGGAACGCAUGAAAAUCCAAGGUUCUGUCUAUGCCCACUGUCUGAACAUCUCUACAAGGAAGGUUCAAUGUGCUCGGUGAGUGGGUUUGACGUUACCGAAGCAACCACAACUUCAAGCUCUCUGAUUCUACAACGUCCAUAAGCGUCUCAAAUUGAUCCAAUAAAUAAGGCGACGUUCUGGUUCCAUAAUCGUGACCUAGCUCUGCAAACACCAACACCUACCUCCCUUAUUUAACUCUCAACCAGGUUGUGUUUGACAGGUGACAGAAGAAAACAAUAUAAAACUUGCUUGAAUUGCAUCUUAAAGAGUCACAUCAUUAUGUUAACCAAGCCUCCCUAUCUUCUGCAGGCCGGUUCAAAGCCUUUGGUGUUGCAGCUUCCAGGAAACCAACAUUUACAUUCAGUUUAUACAAUCAAAUCCCUUACUUAGCUACACUAAACUCUGAAGAAGAAAUUUAAUAUGUCCCAAAGAGUUGCUCAUAAGAUUUCUCCUCUUGACGUACAUCUUAUACAUUUUUGAAUGUUUAUUAUUUAGUAAAUGUUUCGUUCAAUUUAUUUUAAAAAUUUUAUUUGCAA